Molecule: messenger RNA, 3736 nt
Organism: Manis javanica (Malayan pangolin)
Lineage: Eukaryota; Metazoa; Chordata; Mammalia; Pholidota; Manidae
Gene: MSRB3
Product: methionine sulfoxide reductase B3
Biological process (GO): response to oxidative stress; protein repair
Cellular component (GO): cytoplasm
Molecular function (GO): peptide-methionine (R)-S-oxide reductase activity
Source: RefSeq, a predicted model, not a curated record
CGCCGGCGGCGGGCGGGCGGCAAGGAGCGGCGCCCCGGGAGGCGCACAGCUGCGCGCCGCGUCCCCGCAGGGUCAGGCUCUCGCGGGCCCGGCUGGCAUUUAAUAGGCCAAAACCGAACAACCCCGAGUUUGCCAGCUCUUGCCCCUGUUCUUUGCCUCUGGUUUUGUUGGUGAAGAUAUCACAGUGAUGUCUGCCUUCAACCUGCUGCAUUUGGUGACAAAGAGCCAGCCAGUAGCCCUGCGAGCCUGUGGGCUUCCCUCAGGGUCAUGUAGGGAUAAAAAGAACUGUAAGGUGGUCUUUUCCCAGCAGGAGCUGAGGAAGCGGCUAACACCCCUGCAGUACCAUGUCACUCAGGAGAAAGGGACUGAAAGUGCCUUCGAAGGAGAAUACACACAUCACAAAGAUCCUGGAAUAUAUAAGUGUGUUGUUUGUGGAACUCCAUUGUUCAAGUCAGAAACCAAAUUUGACUCCGGGUCAGGUUGGCCUUCAUUCCAUGAUGUGAUCAAUUCUGAUGCAGUCGCAUUCACAGAUGACUUUUCCUACGGGAUGCACAGGGUGGAAACAAGCUGCUCUCAGUGUGGUGCUCACCUUGGGCAUAUUUUUGAUGAUGGGCCUCGUCCAACCGGCAAAAGAUACUGCGUGAACUCGGCUUCCUUGUCUUUCACACCUGCAGAGAGCAGAGGUGCCACCGGAGGUGACAGCGGGGGCGGCCCCGGCAGGGCAGACAAGACAGAGCUGUAGAGUAGUGCAGAGUGAUGGAAACAAGUGUACUGAAUGCACAGCUGAUUAAAAAAAUUUCAGAAUUGUCUAUCUUAGAUAUAUUUUUUCAACAAAUGUGAGGGCAGUUUUAUGCUAUUUUUCUUCUUUGCUUAAACAGAGGCCCUGGCUGUCAAUGUAUUUUGCUAUUGACUAGAUUUGGAAGUGUUUCUGACUUUGAGUGAAUGGCAACUGCUCUGUGAAACUUUUGCACAAGCCACCUAAGUACCAUUUGACAUUAUUUUCUUCGAGCACAUGGCUUCCUUUGAGAUUUUUUCCCCCUUUGCUUAAGAGGCAGAAGGUGCUGGGUCUUCAAACAUAAAAAUGGAGGUCUUCUGUGUGGUAUAGAGACCAGAGCUGGACUGGAGGCAUGGGUACAGAUUGACCCAAGAUAAGGAUGGAGUGAUGUCUUGAGACUUCCAGCUUUGUGGAAAGUUUGAGCUAAGGUCGUUUAUUCUCACUGAAAGGGUAUAAAGGUCUAAAGUCUUUCCUUAUGUUAAAUUGUUGCCAGAUCUGAAAGGGCACACUAAGAGUUGUGGCAGAGAAGUAAACAUUACCUCACGUUAGGCCUUUAUUUUAUUUAAUUCUCCAUUGAAAACAUUGGAAUGUAAGACAACUAUAAAAUGCUGAGCCCCAUUGUGCCCCAAGCCCACAAGGAAGGACACCCGCCACUGCCUUCUCUAAGUGCACCCCUCCACACCUAAGAGCAGCUGCAGCUGGUCGGGCGCUCAGACGAAUUCCACUGUGUCAAGUAAGAUACUGGGACAACACACGUCAGAGGGCAGCAGCACUAAGAGAGAGCAGAGAAGACCACGGAGGAAGUCCUGGCUACUGCAGUAUCCAGUGCUGGGCAGGAAACUGUUAAGAUACUGCAAGUGACAGACAAACCCAAAGGGGGUGACCUUGUGCACAAAGGUUCCGGGAACCCUGGAAAGAUGUAGAGUUUACAGCAGAAAUAGCCCAGAGCUCAAGUCCCACCCUGACACUGAUCUGCUAUUCAGCAAGGGACAAGCCUUUCAGCUUCUCCAUUCCUAUUCUGCAUGUAGAAAUUGAGAUUUACGGUAUUUGUAAAAUAAUUGGCACUCUCAGGGCAAAAUUACUAUAUUUCUAUACAAUUAAGAUCAGUGUUGUAAGAAUUAAACUAAUCUGGUUCUAAUCGCCUCAAAGGCUGAAGCCCAGGCAUUUGAAAUGGAAAGAAGCAGAGAGGAGGUUGACUUAGCUGAUUGGUAUGGAAACAGUUGGGCGAAGAGCCAGGAAGUUUUCUUUGUAGCGAUAUGGCUGGUUUUACUCUGAGGAACUCUGCUGGGUUGCUGUAUAACAUUUAGUCUGGUGGGAUGGAUGUCAUUGUGCAUAAUAAGGUUCUCACAGGAGUGAGCAGCGAUGAUUUAAGUUGAGAUUGCCACAGCCAGGUGUUAAAGCACAGUUAAUGACAGAUACAUAGUGUGCUUGUAGCCUUGAAUACUAACCCUGAAACAUUUUUUUAAAAAUAGGAUUUACAUAAAUCUUUGAAAGCUUGUGAAAACUGACAUCUUCCCUUGUAAGCACCAGGACAAAAUAAGAAAAAGGAACACUUGACAAUUUUAAAGAAACAAUGAAAAACUAAAAUGAGAAGUUGUGACAAAUGAAAAUGUCAGUGGGUCACAUGCACAAUAUUCUGUGCCUCCACAAACACUUCCUGGUGAGGCCCUAACAUCCCAGUGACUCUUCACUGUCGUGACACACCAUGGCUUUGCAAUUCCAGGACAGUUAUGUUCUUCCUCCCUUAGCUCCUAGGAUGUUCACCUCAGGCCUGGAACCCUCUGCAGUUCACAGGUUUCACUCCCUUCCAGAAGUGAGAUGUAAAAUUUAAGACCAUAGGAACCUCAGGGCCCAGACCAUUCUAGAAGCCUUAUCUGAUCUUGUAGAGAGAGGUCCAAUGGUGGUUUCCCAGAAAUCCAAGAAUCCCUUGUGGGGUGUGCUGAAGAAGUGUGUUUUGGGUCACUUUUCUGUCACAGUGUGCAGUCCAUCCUCCCAGGGCACGCAGCACUUGUCAUGUCACUCCAGCUCUGCGUGGUGGCCCUGAGGGUCCCUGGACACGGCCACCGUGUUGGGGUGGAAAAGGGAGAUGAACAAAGGGCUUCUUUCCUCUCCCCAGAGACUGUUCUCACUAUUUCUUUUUAUUAUAGGGCCUACCCGUUUUCUCUCAAAAAUUCCUUUCCUAAUCCUUACUCUUUGUUUCAAGGAAAGCUGGUUUUUCUUUUACCACGUUUUCCAACAACCAUGCAGCCUUAAAAAAAUGCAGCAUCCAUUGGGGAAAAAAAAGUGGGGUAUAUGCAUGUGGUUUAAUUCCAGAUUGCUUUUGAGUUUAAGUGGUAUCAAAUUUCAAUAUAUUUCUGUCUUAUGUUAAAGAAAUAUAUUGCUAAAACGUCAGUGAGUAAUAAUGUCAGCUGUCGAGUGCUAGAUUUAUUUUUGUGGGAUAUGGAGUGCAAUGAACUGAGUCAAUAUGGUGAGGUGUAUGUGAUCUGUGGGAGUUAUGCCAUUUCACGUAGGAAAUGCAUGGGACUCUCCCUUUCUGCACUCCAGCCGUUACUGUACCAUUAGGAGACAGGUUCCUGCCAAUGUGUAGACAGUGCCCCCAUGCAGUCAUGCAGAAUGGAUCUGAGGAAAGCAGCAGUGUAUAUUGUACUAGAGAACUUGUCUGCGUGUUAAAACUUCUCACUUCUUAGAUGCAUUUAAAUUCUUAAUGCAAAUGACAUAGCAGUUUAAAAGCUUCUCCCUCUUCAUUAAAUUGGAAAUGCCUCACUAUCAACAUAGAACAUGAUCAAAGGAAUUAUCAUGUGUCAUGAGGGUCAAAUAUUAUUUUUGCCUUAGAUAGCUUUGUAAUAACUUUUCUCCAAAAAAUUCAAAAGGUUUUGAAAAAUGACUUGAAAUUUUCAUUAAAAACCCUUUUCCUAUGUUUCUUGUAUACAGAAAUUAUGCAAUAAAGUUUCUCUAUAAAAA